ACCACGCCAGUGUGCAGUCUACAAAUUCCUCCUAGUUCAGUCUCUCUCUCUCUCUCUCUCUCUCUCUCUAACACAAAACAACGAGCGAUGGCCGGCGUUCAGCUAUGGGAAACCCUAAAGGAGUCCAUCGUCGCCUACACCGGUCUAUCUCCGACCACUUUCUUCACCAUCUUGGCUCUUCUAUUUGCCGUUUACUACGUUCUUUCUGGUCUCUUUGGCUACUCUUCUUCUGACCUUCACCCCCAAACCCGCAACUUCCAAGAGGAGGAGCUUCCACCUCUCCGACCACCUGUUCAGCUAGGUGAAAUCACUGAAGAAGAGCUCAAGGCUUAUGAUGGCAACGAUCAUGAUAAACCCUUGCUUAUGGCUAUUAAGGGUCAGAUCUAUGAUGUCUCUCAGAGCAGGAUGUUUUAUGGACCGGGUGGACCGUAUGCUUUAUUUGCUGGCAAGGAUGCUAGUCGAGCAUUAGCAAAGAUGUCUUUUGAUGAGAAAGAUUUGACCGGUGAUAUUUCUGGUCUUGGCCCAUUUGAGCUUGACGCGUUACAGGACUGGGAAUACAAGUUUAUGGAGAAGUAUGUUAAGGUCGGAACUAUUAAAAAGGAAGCUACUGAAGCUGAAUCCACGGGUGAACCGUCAGGAUCUACUCCUCGUGAUGUUGAUGUUAUUAAUCCAACUGAAGAUGGCAGAUCAAAACCUGCAGCUGUUAAAAGUGAGGAAACCCCUUCAAAUGUUGAGGCAGAUAAAGAGUAAUCUCACAAAUACAUUGCAAAAAAACCACAGUAGUUGCUGAAAAAACUGAGCAAAAAUGUCAGGCAAGUUUUCAUAGUUAGUCUUGGCCUGCCACUUAUGCACUGUUGAUUUGCUUGAAGUCGAACAUUCAGUCUGAUAAGUAAUGAAAUGUAGUGGUGGAAAAUUGAAGUUAUAUUUUCAUUUUUAAUUGUGUAAAAUGUUUAUUACAUAAAUCAUGGUAACGGACAAAUGACAUUCGGGGUCAUAUCUUUGGCUGAGUAGUGGUCUUUUUCAUAAUCCUUGAUCGAAUAACGCAAUGCUUUGUAGCAAGAAUAAAUGAAGUAUUCAUUCUUUUGAAUAGAUCCUAA
Molecule: messenger RNA, 1097 nt
Organism: Medicago truncatula (barrel medic)
Lineage: Eukaryota; Viridiplantae; Streptophyta; Magnoliopsida; Fabales; Fabaceae
Product: membrane steroid-binding protein 1
Exons: 2
Coding region: 88-750 (220 amino acids)
Cellular component (GO): endoplasmic reticulum; membrane; endomembrane system
Source: RefSeq, a predicted model, not a curated record